GUCGUUUUGACAAAAUGGUAUAUGUAAAUUUCCCUGUAAAACUCACAGAAGAAGAGGAAACACUACAGAAGAAAUAUGCUAAGCUAAGAAAAAAGCGGAAGUCUCUGCAGGCGCAUAAGACCGGCAAACAGGACCAUCAGCAAGGCAACACACCUCCUGUCAAGAGAUUGGCCUCUGAGGCCUCAACAGAAGAGGCCAAGGAAGCAGCUAAAAAACUUCUCAAGUCAGGGAUAAUAAAAUUGAAAGAUGAUUCCAAAGACAAGCACAGUUUCAAAAGAUCCAAAAAUUUUGAGAAGAAGAUGAAGGAUACAGAGAAGACACCCACAGCUGUGGGCUUUCAGCCAUUUGCCGCUUUUCACCAAGAAGAGGACGAAAGACGUGAUGAGUCUCGACCUCGUGUCAAGAAACUGUACGACAGCUUUGUAGGCUCACGAGAAGGGAGGGAAUCCAGGGAUGGCCGUGAAGGGCGUGAUUCCAGAGAAGGCAGAGACAGGAGAGACUCGAGGUAUGAGCGUGAUGACAGACGUGAGAGAGAAGCGCCCAAAAAGGGCAACACAAUCUACGUCCAUGGUCAUGGUGUGAAUGAGGACCUGCUGAGGAAAGCCUUCUGUAAUCUGGGCACUAUCCUCAACAUCUCAGUGGAGAAGGAGAAAAACUGCGGUUUUGUCACCUUUGAGAAAAUGGAGUCAGCCGACCAGGCUAUUGCUGAGAUGAACGGGUCGAUGGUGUCAGGUGUCCAGAUGAAGGUGUCAAUGGCGUUCAGACAGCCUGUGUUUGAGGGUAACACACAGGACCCCUCAACAUCCUCAUGGGCGUCUAUAGCUGCCAGUAAUUCACAGAAAGGUACCCACAGAGACAAGAGAGAGAUGGUGUCCUAUGACAAUGACGAUAUCUUCUGAUGUCCAUAUGUACAGAGUGGUACCAGCUUAGUCCACGUCUCCUGCAGCUGUCUGUUAUCCAGGACAGCUGUUAGUGUUUUCAUCCAACAUGACUGCUGGACAUUGAAGAGGGAUCUCACUAAUUUAGUUGGCAGAUUUUCCACAUUAUAGGUCUGCAGGAACAAUGGAUUUGCAUGGGUUGAAACUGAAAAUUUGACUCACUGGGAUGGAAGUCAAAACAUGUGACUCACUGGAUGGAAACUGAUUUGUCAUUCAGAGGCUUGACACUGACCAUGUGACUCACUGGAUGGAAACUGAUUAUGUCAUUCAGAGGGUUGACACUAACCACGUGACUCACUGGAUGGAAACUGAUUUGUCAUUCAGAGGCUUGACACUAACCAUGUGACUCACUGGAUGGAAACUGAUUUUAUCAUUCAGAGGAUUGACACUAACCACGUGACUCACUGGAUGGAAACUGAUUUGUCAUUCAGAGGGUUGACACUAACCAUGUGACUCACUGGCUGGAAACUGAUUUUGUCAUUCAGAGGGUUGACACUAACCACGUGACUCACUGGAUGGAAACUGAUUUUGUCAUUCAGAGGGUGGACACUAACCACGUGACUCACUGGAUGGAAACUGAUUUGUGACUCACACGCGUUGACACUGAGCAUCUGACUCUUGACUGGAAACUGAUUAUGUGAUUCAGAGGCUUGACACUAACCAUGUGACUCACUGGAUGGAAACUGAUUAUGUCAUUCAGAGGAUUGACACUAACCAUGUGACUCACUGGCUGGAAACUGAUUUUGUCAUUCAGAGGAUUGACACUAACCAUGUGACUCACUGGAUGGAAACUGAUUUUGUCAUUCAGAGGGUUGACACUAACCACGUGACUCACUGGAUGGAAACUGAUUUUGUCAUUCAGAGGGUUGACACUAACCACGUGACUCACUGGAUGGAAACUGAUUUGUCAUUCAGAGGCUUGACACUAACCAUGUGACUCACUGGAUGGAAACUGAUUAUGUCAUUCAGAGGAUUGACACUAACCAUGUGACUCACUGGCUGGAAACUGAUUUUGUCAUUCAGAGGAUUGACACUAACCAUGUGACUCACUGGCUGGAAACUGAUUUUGUCAUUCAGAGGGUUGACACUAACCACGUGACUCACUGGAUGGAAACUGAUUUUGUCAUUCAGAGGGUGGACACUAACCAUGUGACUCACUGGAUGGAAACUGAUUUGUGACUCACACGCGUUGACACUGAGCAUCUGACUCUUGACUGGAAACUGAUUAUGUGAUUCAUAGGGUUGACACUAACCAUGUGACUCACUGCGUUGAAACUGAACAUGUGGCCCUCUACUUUGAAACUGA
This is a messenger RNA of Liolophura sinensis, 2244 nucleotides long. RefSeq names its product negative elongation factor E-like. Lineage: Eukaryota; Metazoa; Mollusca; Polyplacophora; Chitonida; Chitonidae. Gene Ontology annotation, biological process: negative regulation of transcription elongation by RNA polymerase II. The record is from RefSeq and is a predicted model, not a curated record. Gene Ontology annotation, cellular component: NELF complex. Gene Ontology annotation, molecular function: RNA binding.